AUGGCCGCGGCUAAUCAAAUAGAAGCCGACUUCCCAUAUUCUUUAGUCAUCUCGAUCCCUCUCCCCACCAACCGCCUCGCCUCAGCAGCCCUUCAAGCCAUCCAAGUCGAUCAAGAACUCUCCCCACUCGUGCGACGAGAUUUUGCGCUCAUAUCCCCCAACCCCGAUGCGAAUGAUGAUGCCGACGAGGCGAGCAAAACCGUACUGGAGACUACCUACCGGGCCACGACGAAUCGCAUGCUACGGGUCUCUGUGAAUGGAUUUAUGGAUACACUGGGGGUUGUGUUGGGGGUCAUUGAGGAGUUGGAUGUUGAUGUGCUUAGGGGGGAGCUGGGGAAGUGA
Talaromyces marneffei is the source of this 342-nucleotide messenger RNA. RefSeq lists its product as uncharacterized. The coding region runs from base 1 to 342 and encodes 113 amino acids. Gene Ontology annotation, cellular component: EKC/KEOPS complex. NCBI's taxonomy places the organism in Eukaryota, Fungi, Ascomycota, Eurotiomycetes, Eurotiales, Trichocomaceae. The transcript is spliced from 2 exons. The record is from RefSeq and is a predicted model, not a curated record.